Messenger RNA from Chaetura pelagica (chimney swift), 1380 nucleotides. It is a transcript of the gene AZIN2, whose product is annotated as antizyme inhibitor 2. Gene Ontology annotation, cellular component: cytoplasm. The transcript has 9 exons. Gene Ontology annotation, molecular function: catalytic activity. NCBI's taxonomy places the organism in Eukaryota, Metazoa, Chordata, Aves, Apodiformes, Apodidae. The coding region runs from base 1 to 1380 and encodes 459 amino acids. The record is from RefSeq and is a predicted model, not a curated record.
AUGAAUGGGUACUUGGACGAGUCCAACUUCAGGAUGGUGGAGGAGGGUUUCACCACCAGAGACCUCCUGGAGAACCUCCUCGUGGAGCUGUGCCAGGGGGUGAGGAGUGACCAGCAAGCCUUCUUCGUGGCAGACCUUGGGGACAUGGUGAGGAAGCACCUGUGUUUCCUGAAGGCCCUGCCUCGUGUCAAGCCCUACUUCCCAGUCAGGUGCAACAGCAGUGAAGGGGUGCUCAGGCUGCUGGCAGAGCUGGGGACAGGCUUUGCCUGUGCCAACAAGGCAGAGAUUGCACGGGUUCAAAGCAUCGGGGUCCCAGCUGACAAGGUCUUCUACAGCAGCCCCUGCAAGCAGGUUGCCCACCUCAGAUAUGCAGCCAAGCAAGGUGUGGAGCUGAUGACCUUUGACAACGAGGUGGAGCUGAGCAAGGUGGCCAGAAACCACCCUCGUGCCAAGAUGUUGUUGGGUGUUGCUCCUGACUCCAGCCCCUCUGCCCACCCAAGCAUGAUGUUUGGGACCACACUCAAGUCCUGCCGGCACCUGCUGGAGAUGGCAAAGGAGCAGGCUCUGGAGGUGGUUGGCAUCAGCUUCCACCUGGGGAGCCAUGGGCUGCAGCCCCAGACCUUGGCUCGGGCAGUGGCCGUGGCACAGCUGGCCUUUGAGGUGGGCACAGAGCUGGGCUUCCAGAUGCACCUCCUGGAUAUCGGGGGGGGAUUCCCUGGCACCGAGGGCGCCCGAGCCCGCUUCGAAGAGGUUGCUGCUGGGAUAAACUCGGCCUUGGACUUGUAUUUCCCAGAGGGCUGUGGGGUGGAGAUCUUGGCCAGACCUGGCAGGUACUAUGUCAGCUCUGCCUUCACCUUCGCCGCCAGCGUCACGGGCAGGGAGGAGGUUCCUGCAGAACAGCCCAGCUCUGAUGAGGAAGAUUCUAGUAGCAAGAAGAGCCUCGUGUACCACCUCAGUGAUGGCAUUUAUGGUGCCUUCAGCUGCCUCCUGUUUGACAGCCCCUGCCCCAGGCCCCGGCUGCACAAGAGACCCUGCCCAGACCCCCCCUCCCACAGCAGCAGCCUGCGGGGUCCCCACGGCCACGCUGAGGAUCAUGUCGCCGACGGGUUGGAGCUGCCUGAGCUGCAGGUGGGAGACUGGCUGAUCUUUGAGGACAUGGGGGCCUACACCACCAGCCCCUCCCCACCCACGGGGGGUCCCCAGCCACGGGUCACCUACACCAUGUCCCGCCUGGCCUGGAAAACCAUCCAGCUCCUCCAGGGAAAGCCACCACAGACAGAAGAAGACCGGGAGAGUGUUUGUGCCCCGUUGUCCUGUGGCUGGGAGAUGGCAGAGUCCCUCUGUGUCACCCCAGUCUUUGCUCCUGCUGGCAUCAUCUGA